ACUUGAACCCUUUUAACCUUAAAUACCAGUUGCGGAGAGGAUAGCCUCAAAGCUUCCCACAAGAGAGAGAGAGAGCGAGGACAUGGCAGAGUGUAAUGUCGACCCUUAUGAAUUUUUGCAGAUUGAGGUCAACCCGGACGGCACCCUCACUCGCCACCGACACUUCCCCACCGCCGACGAAGAACCCCCUGAUUCAGCCGUGUUCACCAAAGACGUACCACUCAGCUCCACCAAGAACACCUGGCUUCGCAUCUACCGACCCAAGCAACUUCCACCCUCCACUCCCAAACUCCCCAUAAUAAUCUACUAUCACGGCGGCGGCUUCAUCUUCGUCAGCGCAUCCUGUUCCAUCGCCCACAACUUCUGCUCCAAGAUGUCUGCCCAGUUACCCGCCGUUGUCGUCUCCGUCGAAUACCGCCUCGCUCCCGAACACCGUCUCCCCGCCGCCUACGAAGACGCCGUCGAAGCCAUCCAUUGGUUGAAAAAUGAGAGUCAAUUACAAGCAGCGGUGGCGGAUCAUGAUCUGUCACGGUGCUUCCUCAUGGGUGACAGCGCAGGUGGUAAUAUUGCUUACCACGCCGGCUUACGUGCCACAAAGACAGAGCCCUUGAAGAUCGUCGGGGUUAUCUUGCACGAGCCGUUCUUUGGUGGGUUGGAGAGGACGGGAUCGGAGCUGAGAUUGGUCAACGAUCAGGUGUUGCCGUUGUCGGGAACCGAUCUGUGUUGGGAGUUGUCGUUGCCACAUGGGUCCAAUCGUGACCAUUGGUACUGCAAUCCGAUGAUGGUGGAUGAGAAUACAGAGGAAGGGAGAGGUGUUGGGUUGUUCGGGAGGUGUUUGGUGACGGGUUGGGAAGGGGAUCCGUUGAUCGAUAGGCAGAGAAUUUUGGUGAAGAUGUUGGAGGGGAAGGGGGUUGAUGUGGUGGCUCGAUUCCGGGAGGGUGGGUCCCAUGGACGGGAGGCCUUUGAUCCCAACGAGGCUCAGGUCCUGCUUACGGUGAUUUCCGAUUUCAUUGUAUCUUCUUCCUCAUCUUAGGCUUCUUAUCGCCAUCGGCGUUACUGGUUUCUUACCGGUUCACGUUGACUUUUACGUUUGUUUGCUUUUUUUGGGAAAUGAGGGGGUUGUAGUUUGCUUGUAUGGUCGUUACAAUAAUUGUGGACCUCUAUAUAAUUUCUUGGGUCAAUUCAUCAAUACGAACAAACUUUUCAGGA
Macadamia integrifolia is the source of this 1209-nucleotide messenger RNA. Its product is annotated as probable carboxylesterase 8. The record is from RefSeq and is a predicted model, not a curated record. NCBI's taxonomy places the organism in Eukaryota, Viridiplantae, Streptophyta, Magnoliopsida, Proteales, Proteaceae. The coding region runs from base 83 to 1033 and encodes 316 amino acids. Gene Ontology annotation, molecular function: hydrolase activity. The transcript has a single exon.